CUGGUGGCAUGUGGCAGGAGACGAGGCUGUUGGAUUUAACUGCUUCUGGCUUGCAUGAAAUGAGAUGAAAGAGAACCUCCAAGGGAGCAAAGUUGGCAAGCAGCAAGAACAAAUGCUUGUGGAGUGUGAAGCUGCAGAGCCUUUUUUCAGUCCAGUCUGAACUUGUCCCUGGAGAAAGCCUGCUUUGUAAAGAGCACGAGGGAAGGUGCUCAGUCUGCAGGUGGUUGGGUCCUGGGCAGUAAUCCCUUCUACCACUUGUUCGAUGGCAGCACACUGGGGGCUGUUCAUCUUCAUGGGUGCAGCAUGAAGCUGGAUUGGACAGAAUCGGAGACGGAGGACGGUCACCCUUUGUUCCACACUCUACAGCUCAAGAACAAACUCAUAUGCAGGAUGUCGGAAAUCCUGCCACAGAAAAGCCCACUUAAGACCAUACUUCCACUGAAGCCGGCUCUGGCUCGCUCUGCCUCACAGAAACUGUUGAAUGCCACCAGACCUGUUCCUCCCAUCGAGAGGAGCUCCAUUUCACAAACUCAGGACACUCACAGCGAGGACCUGUCGGACAAGAGUCCAGAGGCUGCUGCCGCUGAAUCACCUGGCAGACCAUGUUCGCAAGCCAGAGAGGGACUUGCAGUACCUACUGUGGUCCCAGAGGAGGUGAAGAUCUCCCUUCAACACCUGAGGAGCAGUGCUGAGAAGAAACGGAAGUUACUUGGUGCCAGCUUAUUUCAGUCUUCAGUUCAGAUGCCAAGUUCACUGGAGAGCAGCUUCCAGCCACUGCUUUCCAGACCUGUGCAGUCAGGAGCCCCCUCUCAGACAAUAGCCCUCUCUGAGAGAGAGACAGUCGUACAGGGGCCAAGCUCAGACUCUGAAGAACGGAAGUCUCUAGGUCCAGGGCACAGUUUGAUUCAGAGUUCACCGCCAUUGGCUGAGAAGGUCAGAGGGAAAAGGUCACCGACAAGCCAGACAACGGUCAUCUCAUUCAGGCUGAGCACGGAGCUGGGUCCAGAUGUAAGCAGACGGGUGUUUGUGGAAGGAGAGGAGACAGAGGCUGAAGGGAGGCCAUCUGACUUUCCGCAGCCCUGCCUCGUGGCGAUCUCGAAGUCAGCACAGGAGAAGAUGCGGCAGAAACAGAGGGAAGAGGUGGAGCAUCAGCAGCUGCAGAAAGAGAGGGAGCUGACGCAACAGCUGCGGGACCGACUGCUGGACAUUGACCCCAACAGUGCCAGUGCCUCACUCCCGGUUCAGGAGUUACUGAACACCAGGGAGUUCAACAAGAUCAACCUCAGUUCCCGGAGCCACAGUCACGGAACUUCACUCCGCAGACGGAUCAACCGUCCCUCGCUGCCAAGUAUUCCAAAUAUGUCCCAGAUGUAUAACGUGCCUCGGCAUUCCUCUGCUCACUCGUUACCUGACUUUCCCCUGGAUUCCCCAGAAGGGGAGAAGGAAUCAGAUGAGGAGAAGCCAUUGGAGAUGAGCUUGUUCUCCCGUCAGGAGCAAGGACUGACUGAGGCACUGAAGCUCCUAUCUAACAGCGACUGGGAGAUGAAGAGGCAAGGGUUGUCUAGUAUUUGUCGCCUGGCCCGAUUCCAUCAGGAGAUUCUUCUAACAAGGCUUCAUGCUGUCUGCUUGGCAGUGAUGAAGGAGGUUAAUAAUCUGCGAUCCAAGGUUGCCCGCUCAGCAUUGCUGACUCUUGGGGAGCUCUUCUCCCAGUUAAAGAGAAGCAUGGACCAGGAAGUGGAAGAGGUGGCCAGAAUCCUGCUCCACAAAACCGGCGACUCCAACGAGUUCAUUCGCGAAGAGGCCGUCAAGGCACUGGGCAUCAUGAUGCACAGUGUGAGCCCGUCCCGGGCACUGACUGCCCUCAUCGCAGGCGGAUUAAAUCAUCGCAAUGCCGCGGUUCGGAAGUGCACCGCUGAGAACCUCCUGCGUGUGGUGGAGCACCUUGGAGUUGGGAGGCUGCUGCUGGGAAACAAGGACAACGUGGACCAGAUUGUGCAGUCUGCGGUGAAGUUCUCACAGGAUGGGAGUCAGGAAACAAGGUUCUAUGGGCGGAAGGUGCUGAAUAUUUUGCUGUCCCAUCCAGAGUUUGGAAGAUACCUGGAAAGCUCCCUUAUGUCCCAGGAUCUGUACCAUAUUAUCGCAACUAUAAAAAAGAGGGGACUUCGAGGUGCUUCUUCAGAUCAUCAUUCGCUGAAGGGUCAUCGGUCAAGGGUCAACAGCUCUUCAAAUUCUCAGGAAGAUGUGCUUACCACUGGAAGGACAGAACGGGACGCACCACAACAGCCGGGGUUGGUGCCCCACCAUUCAAGCCUGCACAGCGUAGAAGUGGUAGAGAAGGUGAAGCAGCUGAACAGGAUGUUGACUGCCAAGGAGUUCCAGGAGAGGAUGCAAGGCAUUUCACUGCUGCGGCAGCAUUGUGAGGCCGACCCGAGGUUCGUCACCUCCAAUAUAGUGGAUAUUUUUGAUGCCUUCACCCCGCGGCUGCAGGAUUCCAACAAGAAGGUGAACCAGUUUGCCCUGCAGUCCUUGGUGACCAUGAUCCCAGUUCUGAAGGAUGACCUUCACAGAGUCCUGCAUUCCACAGUCACCAUUGUCACUGACAACUUAAACUCGAAGAACGUGGGCAUUUACACGGCGGCUCUGCACGUACUUGAUACACUGAUCAAUCACAUAGACAACUUGCUGCUGCUUCAGCCCUUUGCCAGCCGAGUGCAGUUCAUCAAUGGCCGGGCAAGGCACGACGUCACGGAGCGACUCGCAGUCCUGGUGCCGCCAGUCUAUCAGCGGAAGCCUCAAGCAGUGGAGAGGUAUGUUCUACCCGUGCUCUGGUACCUGCUGGGCAACAUGACUGGGAACGGCGUGAUAAAAGGUGGAAGUGUUAACAUGCGGGCAGUGACCGCCAAGCUGGCUGCCAGCCUGCACCAACAGAUGGGCGGCGGACUUCAGGAAUAUGCACAAAGUCAGCCAGCGCACGUCAUCAAGGCUCUCCAGGACCUUACAGAGAAGGAACUUUAAUCAUGGCAAGACCCUUGUACUGGAGUUGGCUGGUUUUAGAUUCAUCUGUGAGAAGCUAUCAGGAAAAGUGCUGUGCUCAUUUAUAAUGAAUCUUCCUUUCGCUUAACCAUUGAUUUUUGUUUAUUAUUAAUGCCAGAGAUUGGUUGGAUUAAAAAGAAGUUAGUUGACUGACAUCGGAGUCAGCCAAUGGUAAUGACAGCCUGAUCAUUCUUCAGUAGCAUGUGAGGGGAUCCAGUCCUGGAUGAGCUGAGUGACAAUGGAGGCAGACAGUCGGAAGACGGAUCCCUUACAAACCUGUCCCGCCAGAGGUAACAGGCAUAGGCAUACUAAAGCCUGUUCCACUCUGUCCAGACAUACCUUCACUACCCACUUCAUACAUCACCAGCCACCUGUCAACACGCCUAAUGUCAAACAAACAUGCACCUCACAAAUACUACAAUACUUUCGAUCCUCGCAUUCAAAGGAGGAUGUGUACGCGCGCGUGCGCACACGCACACACACACACACACACACACACACACACACACACACACACACACACCUUAUAUAACCCAAAUAACCACAACUUGAUUAUCGAUGCACUGUAUUAAUUCUGUCUAAUUUUCUAACAAGCUCUUGCACUCAAAUGGUAUCUGAAUUUAGUCAGAAAACUUAAUGACAAAAAAAACCUCUCAUAAUAGUCACUUAGUUUGUUAGUUUGCCUAAAGUUACAUUGUGAUCGCCGAAAUGCAUCCGCAAUGUUCUAUUACAACUCUGUCUGCCUACAAAUGAAGUGUAGACCCACAGAUUACAAUGCAAGCUUGGUAGAAUGUCUUCAAAAUUUCAGGGUGAUCGGAAAGAAAAUAUGGCAAAAUAGUAUUAACUAGCAUAGAGGUUAAAGGGUAAAGAAUUAACUCUGUACUCAGAUCUAUGUUAAGUCUAUGUACUGAAGUCUCUGCAGCGUUCUCUCUGACUCAGCAAUGACAUUAGAGUGAUGUGCAACCAACCAAAGGGCCUCCUACGCUGAAGCCCUUCUUCAGAACUCUACGUACAGGAACAAAAACAGGAACAGUAGCCUAAUUUCUCCACUAAAACAGACUGGUUAAAAAAAUCUUCCUUUGUAACUCAUGAGGCCUUAAGUCUCUCAUUUUGGAAGAUUUCAUUAUAGAGUGGAAAUGAAAUCAUCUCCUAUAAUGGAUGAUUCCUUUCGGUUGCUUCACUGUCAAUCCAGGACUUCCUGUUACUUUAAAGAAAAAUGUAUAAUUGAUGUUAUGUAAUUUUUUGUUGGAGAAACUUCAAAUAAUAAUAUAUAA
Mobula hypostoma (lesser devil ray) is the source of this 4307-nucleotide messenger RNA. RefSeq names its product TOG array regulator of axonemal microtubules protein 2-like. Gene Ontology annotation, biological process: microtubule cytoskeleton organization. Gene Ontology annotation, cellular component: cilium; cytoplasmic microtubule. Bases 304 to 3015 code for a protein of 903 amino acids. The transcript is spliced from 18 exons. Lineage: Eukaryota; Metazoa; Chordata; Chondrichthyes; Myliobatiformes; Myliobatidae. The record is from RefSeq and is a predicted model, not a curated record. Gene Ontology annotation, molecular function: microtubule binding.